Malurus melanocephalus (red-backed fairy wren) is the source of this 1149-nucleotide messenger RNA. Its product is annotated as galactose-3-O-sulfotransferase 4-like. Gene Ontology annotation, biological process: glycolipid biosynthetic process. The record is from RefSeq and is a predicted model, not a curated record. The transcript is spliced from 3 exons. Lineage: Eukaryota; Metazoa; Chordata; Aves; Passeriformes; Maluridae. Gene Ontology annotation, cellular component: membrane. The coding region runs from base 1 to 1149 and encodes 382 amino acids. Gene Ontology annotation, molecular function: galactosylceramide sulfotransferase activity.
AUGGGUUUUUGGGGCAAAUAUCGCGAUUUGGGAGUGAAAUAUCGCGAUUUUGGUGCUCGAUAUCGCGAUACUGACUAUGCCCCGCCCCCCAGCUCGGCCCCGCCCCCCUCUGGCCACACCCCGUGCCGGCCUCGCUCUCACGUGGUUUUCCUCAAGACGCACAAGACGGGCGGCUCCAGCGUGGUGAACGUUCUAUCGCGAUACGGGGAAUCGCGACAGCUGCGCUUCGCCCUCCCCCACCGUUACCAGUUCGGUUACCCCUCCCCCUUCCGCGCCGAGCGCGUGCGCGGCUUCCGGCCCGGCCGCACCUUCGACAUCAUCUGCCACCACAUGCGCUUCAACCUCUCCGAGGUCCAGCGCGUGAUGCCCAACGACAGCUUCUACUUCUCGAUCGUGCGGGACCCGGGCACUUUGGGCGAAUCCUCCUUCUCGUAUUUCCGCGCUGCCGCUCCCGCGUUCCGGAACUCUCCAUCGCUGGACGCGUUCCUCUCCUCCCCGUGGCGCUUUUUCCGCCCGGGAAUCCGCGGAAAUCACUACGCGCGAAACCUCCAAUGGUUCGAUUUCGGCCUCCCGGAUCCCGUGGAACCCCAAAAAAUCCCGGGAAUUUUACAAAAUUUGGAGAGGAUUUUCCCGCUGGUUCUGCUGGCGGAAAAUUUUGACGAAUCUUUGGUUUUGUUGCGGCACGAACUUUGCUGGCCGCGUUUUUCCGUGGAUUCCUUCGCUCACAAUUCCCGGGAUCGCGGCCGUUCCCGAAUUUCCGCGGAGCAAACGCGGCGUCUGCGCGCUUGGAAUUCCCUGGAUUGGGCGCUUUAUUCGCAUUUUAACCGCUCGUUUUGGGUGAAAGCGGAGAAAUUCGGGAUCGCGCGGCUGCGGAAAGAGGCGGAGGAGCUGCGGGAGCGGCGGCGGGUCCUGGCAGGGAAGUGUUUAAAGGGAGGGGGUCCCGUCCCCCCCAAAUCCAUCGCGGCCGCGGAGCUGCGGCCGUUCCAGCCCCCGGGAGGGGGGAGGAUUUUGGGCUUCGCGCUCCGGGAGGGGCUGCAGGGGGAGGAGAGGGAGCGCUGCGGGAGGAUGGCGAUGCCCGAGCUGCCCUACAAGGACCUGCUGGAGCGGGCGCAGUUCGGGGGCAACGGGAGUGGAAGUGUCGGGGGGUGA